AUGCCACUGAUCCGCUACCUGCAAGACAAACUUCCCGAGUGGCUCCACCUGUCCACCGACAGACCCAUAGAACUCGAGAGAGCUCACCGAGCACUGAGGCCCCCACCAGCAGCCAGACAACCACCGCGCCCAAUCACCAUACGUUUCUUGAGAUUCACCGACAAGGAACGAGUCCUACAGGCGGCGAAAACCAACACCAUUACAGUGGGAAACGCCAAACUCAUCUUACUCCAGGACCUGUCAGCUGGAAUACGCCGAAAGCGCCGAGAGUUUGACGAGGUGAAGAAAUGCUCCAUUGACCGAGGCAUCUUUAGGGGAUUCAAAUACCCAAACGAGCUCAGGAUUCUUUACCAAGGAGCCCUGCGACACUUCAAAACUCCCGAAGAGCUAAAAAUCCACCUAAAAAUCCACACAAUAGAGAAUCAGUAUUCCUGUACUGACUGUAGGAAGAAUUUCACAACAGUAAAGGCUCUGACAGUUCAUCAGAGAGUGCAUACAGGAGAGAAGCCUUACUCCUGCUCUGACUGUGUAAAAUGCUUCACAACAUCAACUGAGCUAAAAGUUCAUCAGAGAACACACACAGGAGAGAAGCCUUACUCCUGCUCUGAUUGUGGAAAGAGUUUCUCUCAACUGGGCACCUUAAAACACCAUGAACGUAUACACACGGGAGAGAAGCCUUACUCCUGCUCUGACUGUGGAAAGAGUUUCUCUGUACUGGAACACUUGAAAGCACAUGAACGUAUACAUACAGGUGAGAAGCCUUACUCCUGCUCUGAAUGUGUUAAAUGCUUCACAACAUCAACUGGGCUAAAAGUUCAUCAGAGAACCCAUACAGGAGAGAAGCCUUACUCCUGCUCUGAUUGUGUAAAAUGCUUCACAACAUCAUCUAGGCUAAAAGUUCAUCAGAGAACCCAUACAGGAGAGAAGCCUUACUUCUGCUCUGAUUGUGCGGUGAGUUUCUCUCUACUGAGCCACUUAAAACGACAUACACAUAUACAUACAGGAGAGAAGCCUUACUCCUGCUCUGACUGUGGAACGAGUUUCUCUUUACUGUGCCACUUAAAACGACAUGAACGUAUACACACGGGAGAGAAGCCUUACUCCUGCUCUGACUGUGGAAAGAGUUUCUCUGUACUGGGCCACUUAAAAAGACACCAACAUGUACACAAGGGAGAGAAGCCUUACUCCUGCUCUGAUUGUGUAAAAUGCUUCACAACAUCAACUGAGCUAAAAGUUCAUCGGAGAACACACACAGGAGAGAAGCCUUACUCUUGCUCUUAUUGUAAAAAAUGCUUCACAACAUCAACUGGGCUAAAAGUUCAUCAGAGAAAACACACAGGAGAGAAGCCUUACUCCUGCUCCGAGUGUGUAAAAUUCUUCACAACAUCAACUGGGCUAAAAGUUCAUCAGAGAACACACACAGGAGAGAAGCCUUACUGCUGCUCUGACUGUGGAAAGCGUCUCUCUCGAAUGGGCCAGUUGAGAAGACACCAACUUAAUCAAAGAACACACACAGGAGAGAAGCCUGACUCUUGCUCUGAUUUUGUCAAAUACUUCACAACAUCAAGUGGGCUAAAAGUUCAUCAGAGA
Messenger RNA from Salvelinus namaycush (lake trout), 1590 nucleotides. Its product is annotated as zinc finger protein 883-like. The transcript is spliced from 3 exons. The annotation marks the transcript as partial. NCBI's taxonomy places the organism in Eukaryota, Metazoa, Chordata, Actinopteri, Salmoniformes, Salmonidae. The record is from RefSeq and is a predicted model, not a curated record. Gene Ontology annotation, molecular function: RNA polymerase II cis-regulatory region sequence-specific DNA binding; DNA-binding transcription factor activity, RNA polymerase II-specific. Gene Ontology annotation, biological process: regulation of transcription by RNA polymerase II.